Camelina sativa (false flax) is the source of this 644-nucleotide messenger RNA. RefSeq lists its product as uncharacterized. Lineage: Eukaryota; Viridiplantae; Streptophyta; Magnoliopsida; Brassicales; Brassicaceae. The record is from RefSeq and is a predicted model, not a curated record.
UCAAGAAAUCCAACACCAAAUAAACACUAUAAAUACACUUCCGUAUCAAACCAGUUCAAUCAAUCAAAGCUAAAAGAACUUAAUCACUCUCACAAACUUCAAAUCCUCCUCAUCCCUUUUUGAAUCAGCAAUCAUGUCUCAACAACAAUUCAACGCUGGACAGACAAGAGGCCAAGCUCAAGAGAAAGCUGAGCAAUGGACCGAGUCUGCGAAGCAAACCGCGCAGUCCGCACGUGACAAGACUGCUGAUUUGACACAUCAAGCAGGUGACAAGGCUACAGAUUUGACACAAUCAGCUCGUGACAAGUCAGCUGAUGGAUCUCAUUCCGCUAAACAGUCCGCCCAGCAUAACCAGGAACAAGCUGCUGGUUUAUUUGGACAGACCGGUGAAUCAGUGAAGAACAUGGCUCAAGGUGCUCUUGACGGUGUGAAGAACAGCCUUGGCAUGAACGAGAAGAAAUGAGACUAUGAAUACUCAUGCUUCUCAACGAUUUAAUAAAAAAUAUUUAUGAUUAAUUUCUUGUUUUUGGAAAUUUUGGGUUUCUCCAAAUUAUGUUUGUAAUAAGAUCAUUUAUUUUGAAAGAUUUUGUGAUCAUGUGUGAUCUGAAAUCUGAGAUGUAAUAAGAUGUUGUAACAUCAUAGCC